Messenger RNA from Alligator mississippiensis (American alligator), 3588 nucleotides. It is a transcript of the gene APBB3, whose product is annotated as amyloid beta precursor protein binding family B member 3. The transcript is spliced from 12 exons. The record is from RefSeq and is a predicted model, not a curated record. Gene Ontology annotation, molecular function: amyloid-beta binding; transcription factor binding. Bases 66 to 1541 code for a protein of 491 amino acids. Gene Ontology annotation, cellular component: nucleus; cytoplasm. Gene Ontology annotation, biological process: regulation of DNA-templated transcription. NCBI's taxonomy places the organism in Eukaryota, Metazoa, Chordata, Crocodylia, Alligatoridae.
CCGCCCGCCGCGCUCAGCCCUGGCCCGCAGCCGCCGCCAGUGCCCGAGCGGCCCGCGCCGCGGCCAUGCUGGGCAAGGACUACAUGCUCGCCAUCAUCCUGGUCAACUGCGACGAUAACCUGUGGAGUGACCAGAACCUGGAGACAGAUCCUGAUCUUCCCCCAGGAUGGAGGAAAAUUCGCGACUCCUCUGGCACUUACUAUUGGCAUGUACCCACGGGCACCACACAGUGGCAACAUCCAUCGUGCAACUCUGGUCUGGGAGGAAGCCUGGGGCCUGGUGGUGAUGCUACAUUACAGGAAAUGGAUCUCCAGGCAGCCACAGUAAAGCACUUGUCUAAGGAGAUGCCCAUUCCCAGUCCAAUGGCAUCAUUGCCCAGAAGAACCUCACUGGCCUGGCACGGGGAGGAGUUUCACCGCAGCAGUAUGGAGCCAGGCUCUAAGUGCUUUGCUGUGCGUUCCCUGGGCUGGGUGGAGAUCCCAGAGGAGGACUUGGCCCCUGGCAAGAGCAGCAUUGCAGUGAACAACUGCAUCCAGCAGCUUUCACAGAGCAAAUGUGAGAGUUUGGACCCUGCAGGCAGCUGGGGUGAGGGCCAGAACAUGGUGAUGAUCCUGAAGAAGGACACAAUGAGCUUGGUGGACCCUCUGGACCACAGCCUGAUCCACUGCCAGCCCAUCAUCAAUAUCCGUGUCUGGGGGGUGGGCUGCAACAAUGGCAGGGAUUUUGCUUUCGUGGCCAGUGACAAGGAUACAUGUAUGCUGAAGUGCCACGUCUUCCACUGCAAUGUGCCUGCCAAGGCAAUAGCCAAGGCCCUGCAUGAGAUGUGCUCCAAGCUUAUGGCCGAGCGGGCAGUGACCAACAACAGCCUUACCCGAUCUGUUACACUGGAGCCCAUCUCUCCAGACAACCUGCCACUGCAAGUGGAUAUUCUGGAUGCUGUGAGGCAGUCUAUCCAGAAGUAUGAUGCCCUCUACAUUGGCAGCUUACCUGUGUCCAAAGCAAUGGGGAUGGAUGUGCUGAAUGAGGCCAUUGAGAACCUGACAAACAGUCAUGGCCGUGAGCAGUGGACCCCAUCCCUUAUCAGCGUGUCAGACUCGGUGAUGAAAGUGCACCAGGCAGAGGCUGACGAGGAAGAUGCCCACAUCUGGGAAUGCCAGGUCCGCUACGUGACCUUCAUCGGGGUUGGGAAGGAUGCCCACACCUUUGCUCUCAUUGUAGAUUUGGGGCAGCAGCAUUUCCAGUGUACGGCUUUCUGGUGUGAGCCAGAUGCUGGCACCAUCUCCGAGGCCGUGCAAGCUGCAUGCAUGGUGCAGUACCAGAAGUGUUUGGUGGCCUCCACCUCACGGAUGAGGCCAAAGGGCGCCUCACGCUCCAUGCUGAAAAUGAAGAGGACAGCAUCUGUUGACUCCCCAGGGUGCCCAUUUUCUGCCACAGGCCAUGUCCUGCAGAAAAGUGGCAGUGGCACCAGUACUCGCAAAAGAGGGGUCCUCUCUUUUUUGGAAGUGUUCCGGCAGAAGCAUUCUAUGCUACACACCCCGUAGACUGCAAGCUGUGGGCUGGGGAGGGUCGGUGUGGGGGGUGGGGGGUGGUAGAGACCAAGGCAGCAGCAAGGAGUCUGCUUGACUGGCCUGUGUAAAUAGCAUACUCAGAUCUGUUGGCUCUUUCACUGUAGCAAAGACCCAACAGGCCCAAAUGACAAGUCUAUGGCCUGCAGGGAGAGUUCCAGCUGGUUAUGGAUGUCCUAAGCAGAACCCUAGAGUCCCUUGCUAUGUAGAUGAUCCCAUGAGGAGCGGGGACACUGUGGGGGCACUCUGGGGAGUCGCAAUAAUGCAGCACAUGUACGUUUUCAAGUAGGGAAUGUUUCCUAAUAUCUGAAGCAGCAAAUUUGACAGUCAAGCCCAAUGCCAGCUGAGUUCUGCCCUCACAACCCAACUUGAGAUUGGAGGUAGAUGAGGUAGCUUGGGGGGCAGAUACCCCAGUCACCUCUGCUGCCUCUUGGGUUUCACUUCUGAACAGGAGCUCAUCUUGGUUGUUAGCUCAAGGUUUCCUGUCUGCCAGAGAAUGAGUGCUUAGCCUAUGAACUCUACCUGCAGGGCCAAAUAAUGGGAUUCAACUAUGUAGGCCUAGAUCAAUGUUUCUCAAUGUUUUAGGCUCAAGGCACCUCCUCCUUAGGCUCAAGACACCUCCAGAAAUUUCCAGUUCUUAAUUUUCACUCAUUUUUACUACAGAAAAAAAAUAGACCACUUAUUUUGUUGCAAAGAACUCAGAAAGACCACAGCAGGUCAGAAUGUUUUUGACACUGUGGAUUCCUAUUUGCUAUCUCGGGAUUUAACUUGUGAAUCAUGUUUGCACACUUAACAGUGCUAACAUUGUGUGACACCCUUGAAAGUCUCUCAAGGCCACAGCACCCUGGUUGAGAAUCACUGCCUUAGAUCUAUGUCAGUGGUUUUCAACCUUUUUUCAUUUGUGGACCCCUAAAAAAAUUUGAAUGGAGAUGCAGACUCCCUUGAAUUAUAAGUGUGGGUAUUCACAUGCUUCUGAUUGAUCAUAGUCAUCUUUUGAGGACACCUCUUAGAUACAGUCUGUGGACCCCUGGCUGAAAACCACUACAGACCACAGGCUGAAAACCACUGUUCUAAGUGAAAUUCAGAGCAGCCUGAACAUUGACACCACCACGGAGGAAAGAUGCUUCCUGUGGGCUGCUUGAGUUGCUGGCUUUGGAAACAAGGAAAAUCCUUUCCCUGGCAACUGAGUAAGCACCCUGUACAUCAUGCCCUGAAAAACGGCUGGAUGUGGUGCCAUCCCACUUCACUCAGUAACUAGCCAGUUAAUGAGGAACUGGGUGCAUCAGGGAGCCCGUAACAUUUACAGCAUGUAAAAUGUUUUCAUUCUAAACAAAAUUUGUGUUUCUUUUCCUUUCUACAAUGUCCAAGCCAACAGCCCUCCUGCUCUGAGGUUAACAUGCCUGGAUGACUGAUGAGAGCACUGCUUAGUGAGCCCUAGCAACCUCCAGUAGCCAACUGAUGCACACAGCUCUGGUGCCUAUGGAUGACCUGACCCUAAUAGACCAGCGUGCAUGGCACUGGCAUCAAUAACUAAGCUGACAGUUACACUGGCAUGCAGAGCCCAGCACUCAGGCCUAGCCCCACAACACCAAGCCAGGGCUUGGCUCAGCAAGGUAGUGUUAGUCAGGAAAAGAAAAGCAUUUACAAUGUCUGAAUAUAAAGCUCUGGCAUGGUCUCAUUGCCCUUCAGUGGACAGUCCUGUGUUAACUCUCAGUGUGGCUUGAGGUGUGCCCCGCAGCACAACUAGUGUUGCCAAGUUGUAGGAAUGGAGCAGAACAGAUGUCCAUCCAGCUGCCAUGAGCCCAGCUUGGCAGCCACAUGAAUCACCUGCUGUGUGCUAUGAGGGAUUGUUCUCUUGAUCAGUUUAGACAUCACCCCAAUCUGUCAACAUUGCCCAGUUUAUUAAUCCCCUCCAGUCAGUGCCCCUGUGGGGAGCCCCCUGGUAUGACAGACUGACGUCUACCUCAAUAACACUUUAUAUCUGAUCAUUUGUGCAAAUAAAACACUACCAUGCAGAAAACUG